UGCGACUUCCUUCAAGUUGUUUUACUUUGCAAGUGAAGACCGGAAACACUUGUGCCGCGUGAUCCGCUGCGCCUGUGCAAAUGUGUGCGCGUGAAAGUGUGUGCUCGUGACCGGGAGUCGCAUCUCUUCCUUCUCCGCGGCGCCACGCUGCGAUGCGGCACCGCAGCCGGCGACCCGGACCGGUCCAGACGCGCGAGGACAACUCUUGGGUGAGGCUUCAGUUGGGCUCGGCUGAGCGAGGUCGGACUCGCAGACGUCAUGCCGCAGGGAGCUAGCCGCUAGCAUCGAAGCUAUGAGCGGCGACGGCGCAGGAGGAGGCGCCAUCAGUCGCCGCAUCAAGAACCUGCUCAGAUCGCCGUCAAUCAAGCUUCGGGGGCGGGGCCGAGCAACACGUCAUCAGCUGGGCGACAAGGUGACCUUGGAGAAAGUUCUGGGCAUCACGGCGCCCGGCAACCGCGCACUGUCGUGUGACCCCAAGACUGGACUCUUGGCAUAUCCCGCCGGGUGCGUCGUGGUCCUGCUGCAUCCUCGCAAGAACAAGCAACGUCACAUCUUCAACGCAUCGAGGAAGACCAUUACCACCUUGGCCUUCUCGCCCGACGGCAAGCAUGUCGUCACCGGCGAGAGCGGCCACAUGCCGGCGGUGCGCGUGUGGGAGGUGGCGAGCGGCGUGCAGGCGGCGUCCCUCCAGGAGCACAAAUACGGCGUGGCCUGCGUGGCCUUCUCCCCCAACGCCAAGUACAUCGUCAGCGUCGGCUACCAGCACGAUAUGUUGGUGCACGUGUGGAACUGGAAAAAAGGCGUGGUGGUGGCGGCCAACAAGGUGUCGAGUAAAGUGACGGCCGUGUCCUUCUCGCACGACUCGUCCUACUUUGUGACGGCGGGCAACCGACACGUCAAGUUCUGGUACCUGGACCACAGCGGGACCUCCAAGGUCGGCGCCGCCGUGCCGCUGCUGGGCCGCUCGGCGCUGCUGGGGGAACUGAAGAACAACUUUUUCUGCGACGUGGCGUGCGGCCGAGGAGCGCGGGCGUCCUCCACCUUCUGCAUCAGCGCCUCGGGCCUCCUGGUGCAGCUGGACCAGCGCCGCACGCUCCACAAGUGGGUGGAGCUACGCGCGUCGGCGGCCACGUGCUUGUGCGUGACGGACGAGCUGAUCUUCUGCGGCUGCUCGGACGGCGCCGUGCGCGCCUUCAGCCCGCACACGCUGCACUUCCUCUGCACGCUGCCGCGCCCGCACUUCCUGGGCGUCGACGUCGCCGCCAUGACCGAUGCCAGUGGUCUGUUCUGCGCGCGCCCCGACGCCCGCUACCCCGACACGGUGGCGCUGACCUACGACCCCAGCGGCGGUUGGCUGUCGUGCGUCUACAGCGAUCACAGCGUCUACGUGUGGGACGCGGGCGACCUCCGAGAGCCGCGCCGGGUGGGCAAGCUCUACUCGGCGCUCUACCACGCCGCCUGCGUGUGGAGUCUGGAGGUGUUCCCCGAAGACGGACGAGAGGCGGGGAAGACGGCGCUCCCUUCGGGCUGCUUCCUGUCGUGCUCGUCGGACAACACCAUCCGUGUGUGGAACGUCGACGGUCGACGCUUUCCCGCCAACGUCCUCAGCCACGAUCUUCACAAGGUCAUUUACGUGGAGGACAACCCGUCCGGCCUGCUGGACGCGGCCAGCGUCUCCUUGGCCGCCGUCGGCGAGAAGGCGGGGCAAAGCGCCCCCCCCGAGGCCCUGACGGCCGACCAGAGCCGCGCCGGCAUCCGCUCGCUGACGGUCAGUCCCGACGGGCGGCACCUGGCCUCGGGGGACCGCGUGGGCGUCCUCAGGGUGCACGACGUGCAAACCAUGAAGGAGAUCGUCAACGUUCAAGCUCACGACGGCGAAAUUCUUUCCCUGGACUUCUCCCGAAGCGACACGGGUGUGCAGUUUCUGGCCACCGCCAGUCGCGAUCGCCUGAUCCACGUGCUGGACGCGGCCCGCGACUACCGUUUGGUCCAGACCCUGGACGAGCACUCGUCUUCCAUCACGGCGGUCAGAUUCGCAGCCAACCAGGGCAAAGUGCGGCUCAUCAGCUGCGGCGCCGACAAGAGCGUGUACUUCCGCACGGGCCAGCAGACGGACGGCGACGUGGCGUUCACGCGAACGCAUCACGUGGUGAGGAAGAGCACGCUGUACGACAUGGACGUGGAGCCCACCAGGAAGUACGCCGCCAUUGGUUGCCAGGACCGCAGCAUCAGGAUCUUCAACAUCAGCAACAGCAAGCAGAAGAAAAUCUACAAAGGGUCUCGGGGAGAAGACGGAACGCUCAUCAAGGUGCAGAUCGACCCGUCAGGCCUCUACAUCGCCACCUCCUGUUCGGACAAGAGCAUCAACAUCUUUGAUUUCUACUCUGGCGAGUGUGUGGCCACCAUGUUUGGACACUCGGAGGUGGUCACUGGCCUCAAGUUCAGCAGCGACUGCACGCGCCUCAUCAGCGUGUCGGGCGACAGCUGCAUCUUCGUUUGGCGUCUCAGUCCCGAGCUGACCCUGCGGAUGCGUCGGCGCGUGGCUGACCUGAAGGUUCCGGGGCGGGGCCGCUCGGGGAAGCCCCCCGGGGAGGCGGGGGCCCCUCGCGUCGUCGCCAUGUCGUCAGAGGAGGAGGAGGAGGAAGAGGAGGGUGCGUGUUGCCAUAGUAACGUCAUCAAGCUUGCUCACCGAUAUAAAGCCGCGUCUGUGUUUUGUUUUCCCCUCAGCCGAGGCGUCACGUGGCACCAAGAUGGUGAGUUGACUUUUCAGCGGCGCUCUUUUCAUGUUAGCCCUUCUUCCCCCCCCCCCACCCCGUCCCCUCCUCAGGCCCCACCAGACGGGCGACUGCCUCGCCGCCGCUGGGCCCGGACCUCGUGCGGUGACGACGCCGGCGACGUUGCCAUGGUGACAUCCAUGUUGGACCUCAGACAGCUGGACUCGUACUGCUCCACUGGCGGCUUGCCGACGCUCCCACUCGACGACGGCCUCGCGCCGUGCGGCCCCCGGGGCAUCUGGAUCUCGGGGGCGGGGCUUCACAGGGCCGAUCAGCAGCUGGGAAGUCGCCUCAGUCUCCAGGUGGAGCACACGGAGGUGCUGGCCGAUCCCAGGCCGGACUUCACCUCGCUGUCCCACCCGACGGCGGAGAGGGAGCCGCCCGUGCUGUUUCCUGACCAAUGGGAGGACAGAGUGAGCCCGAGCGGCGACUUUGAGGUGAAGGCCGCCAGUCCUCCGAGCGGACAGGACGACAAACCCAGUCCGGACAGCGGUUGCUCUCUCAGAUUCAACUCCAGGACCUCCAGUCCUGACAGGACGGCGGCCAAAAACGAGGAGCCGACGGAUCGCCUCAGCGAUGACGCCGACUCCUUGGACGAGGACGAGGACGCCGGCCCGGUCCCGCAGACUCCGGACCAGGAGGCCUUCCUCAAGAAACACUUUGCCACGCUGGCCGACGUGGCGGAGGGACCCACCGCAAGCGCUCGCAGCUCCAGCGAGAGCCUCAGCAUGUCAUCCAGGUUCCUCUGCCAGAGCUCCUCUGCCAGCCUAACCGUCCCCAAGAUAGACGCUUCGGAAACCGCGUCCUACCCUGAGGUUCGGGAACAGGAACCGAGCAUGACGCGGACUUCCGGCCAAACAGGAAGUUGUCGGCCAGAACAGGAGGAGGAGGAGGAACAGGACCUCGCCACUUCCACAGAAAAGGAGUCGGCCCAUUGGCGGAUCGCGGCUGGCACGGACGGCGCGAUCCUUCGGCGUCCCACCUCCCUCCCCUCGGCCCCCCGACGCACCGCCGCCGCAGCCCAGCCGCAUCAGAUCCUCGGCUCCGACGGCCCCGGGUCUCCCCGCCGGGCGAUUGCCGCCGCGACGCCGCCCCGGAAGAGCUCGCCCCCCUCGGCGGGCCCCCUGCGCUCUUACAUGAGUCCGACCGCCAGCUCCGCCGCCAAAAUGUCUCGCUCCGCCUCGCUGGGCGACGCCCUCAACCGAGUGGGACUGACGGCGUCGGGCGCUUGCCGAUCCCCCACUGCCGCCGCCCCCGCCGCGUCUUCUUCUUCCUCGCCGGGUUGCCAAGGUAACCAGGCCUCCCCGCUGCCCCGCCGCCUCCUGCCGCCUGACAAACCUUGCGUGGCGUCCGCGGAGUGCACCGCACCUUCCGGGCCCCCGCCGCCCGCUCCCGAGCCGCAGGACGACGCAGACCCGCCGACCCGGAUUGAUUCCUGCCGAGCGCUGACCACUCAGUUGCUGAGCUGCUUCAAGCGAACCACCCACCUCUACAGGAAGGUGAGCGGCACUUGUUCGGACGACGGCGACCCUGAGGACAGGCAAAUGGCUGCUCUCCUGUCUGAAGCCCUCCAGGCCAUGAGGGCGGAGCUCCAGUCGCUGCCGCUGGGACCGGGCGGCGGCGACGGCGGUGACGCCGGGACCCUCGCGGGGACGGCGGACCGGGAAAGGACGGCGGCUCUCCUGGAGGAGUACUCCAUGCUGCUUCUGCAAGCUGUUCACAGGAAGCUGGGACCCCUCCCACCCUCCUAGGACCCCAAUCAACCUCCCCUCCCCCUUUUUUUUCUCACCAUUUUCAACAUCACUUCCUGUUUAUGGGAGAGACUUCCUGUUGACUGUGUAGAGACGACUGCACUUUGACCGUUAACAAUCACUUCCUGUUCUCUGGAACCAUUGAACCCAAAUGGAUGAUUGACAGACAUCUGACCCCCCAGGAGAACAAGGUGCACAAGUCACAUGACUUCUUUGGCUUUUUAAAAAUGUUCUUAAAUAAAUGUUUUCAUUAAAA
This is a messenger RNA of Hippocampus zosterae (dwarf seahorse), 4781 nucleotides long. It is a transcript of the gene mapkbp1, whose product is annotated as mitogen-activated protein kinase binding protein 1. The transcript is spliced from 27 exons. Lineage: Eukaryota; Metazoa; Chordata; Actinopteri; Syngnathiformes; Syngnathidae. Gene Ontology annotation, molecular function: protein binding. The coding region runs from base 293 to 4525 and encodes 1410 amino acids. The record is from RefSeq and is a predicted model, not a curated record.